AUGCUGGGUAAUUUAAGCAAGAUGGCGCCCGCUACCUUACAGAAAAUUCGGGAUACAAUCACGGGUAAAGAGACUCAAGACGAUUCAUUGAUAACAGAGGUAACACAAAGUGAUGCUACCUAUAUCGUUUUCCUGAAUUAUUUUUUUGGGCCACGAGAGACAACCUUUUCAUGCCAGAAACACAUCACAUGUAUGCUAGGUUAAAAAAGAAACCGUUGUGUCGUGGUUGAAUACCGUAAUUUUAGUACCGACACUUUGCGUUAAUUAUAAUCAAGCCUAUGAGAAAACGAUAAAUGCUCACAACUGUCUUUAGAAAUCCACUAAAGAAGGUGUUAAAAGGUAGUCAACCUCGAAUUUUUUGACAGAAACAAGAUCAAUCAAAUCUGUUGUGAAGACAUCGUUUGGAUCCCCUUCCUCUUUGCAUCUGAUCUCGCAUUUCGUUUCUUACCUUUCUUAUGUUGUUUUUAACAUGUUGAAGGGGUGAACCAUGAUGUAUAUGUAAAAUAAUUUUGUAAUUUGUGGUUUAGAUGCAUUUUUUGCCUGUGGAUAGUUGUGUUUCUCUCUUUGGGGUUUGAUCUACCUUUGUAUAUCUAAGAGCCUGUGAAGAUUUUCAGCAUUAUUUCCGUAUAGCCCCAUGCUCAUUGUGCAUGCGGUUUCUUGGUAAAAGAAAACAAUGGCUAAAAAUUAGUUUAUCUUGAGGCUUAUGCUUUGUGUUAGAAUACCAGAAGUACUCCAUGGUGCGGCUUUAACGUACUUGACUGAGCUCACUAGUCCCUAUGUUCCUAGGCGAGCUCUCAGGUCUGCUGACCAACUUCUACUGGAGCAACCAACACAUAAGCUCAAAUUGACUGGCCUGAGGGCUUUCUCAGUGUGCAUGCCUUACCUCUGGAAAUCGGUUCCAUUGAGAUUAAAAGCAGCGCAUCUGUCUCUAUUUUUAAAGCUAAGCUUAAGACCUAUCUUUUUUGACAAGCAUAUUUUUAGACUUUAAAUUUUUAUUUAAUUAUAGGUUAUGAUAAUUUGACACUGUAAAGCGCAUUUGGGUGUUAGGAAAAUGCGCUAGAGAAAUAAAUUAUUAUUAUCAUUAUUAUGGUAUAUUUCUGAUUUUCAUUAGUUAGUCAUCCUUUUUUUCUCAGGCCCUUCCAUUUUGAAUUAUCUGCUUUCCGUGUUCUACUUCACAUAUGAAAGUAACAAAUCUUACAUCAGGGUUGAUCCCUAAUACUAAUCAUGGGUAUAAUCUAUUGAUCUUGGAUAUUAACAGGUCAAUGUUAGUUGGUUGAAUGAAAAGGGUUGCCUCUCUAGUCUAAAAAAAUAAGAUCUCAUUUUCAGCAUAGUUAUUGUCCUGGUCACUAAUUAACUCCAAAAAUCAGAAUUAUUUAUUUCUCCACCUUAGAUGCGAUCCAUUUCUGUAUUAUAUGAAUGUCAAUAAAAUACAGAGUGAGCUUUUGUGCAAAAACAUGAUAUCUCCACACAUGUAGAUAACAUGUUAUCUUCACAUGUGAAAAGAUUGCUGUUGUAAUGGUUCCAUAUAAAAAUGCCUUUUGAUGCAAUGCCUUUGAUUUAUUAUUUCAUUGGUGCUUAUAUGAUAGAUAGAAUAUUACAUAGCCGCUUGGAGAUAUGAAGAUUCUCUUCUUGUGUUGAAAAAUAUUUCACUUGUUCUCUUAGCUCACUUGAGAAAUAUUUUUCAACACUCAAAGAGAAAUUCUGUAUCUCUGUGUGGCCAUAUGAUAUCCUCUAUGCGUUAAAUAGUUUAGAGAAUUCAUUGGUUUAUUAACAUAAUACCUUCUAGCUGAUAAGUUUGUCUCUUCAUCACACACUUGCUGUACAAGUCAAUGAUUUUGUAAGGAUGGGCUAAAUAUUUAGUAUUACUUUAAGGAGUUGAAAAACUUGUGUUGCGCUGAAAAUCAUAUCUUACUGUGGACCAAAAUUCUUGGAUUUCUGUACUCUGUUAGAGACCUAGGUCUUUAAAAACCCACUCCUUAUAGUGCCAUACAAACUUAUAGAGCCUGCUUAUGGCCAUGUCCCAUCCCUGCUCCUGAUGUACAAAUGAAAUUAAGUGAAACUUGAUGGGCUUGUUAUUUAAACAAAGUUAUGCCGUUGUUUAACAAAACCCUGUCCUAAAUAAUCCUCAAUUUAGCUGGACCUUUUAUCUGAACAUCCAUUUUUGUGAACAGUAUCAAGGGUGCCUAAAGCUAGCAGUGGAAGGACAUUUAUUCAAUUAAACCUUUGAUUCCCAAGAUCACAUUAGUAAUUCUCCUAACUGUCUGUCAAACAAUUAUCAUUAUGUUAGUUUGGAGAAUUUGGUAUUGGAUCAAUUAGUAAUCCCAUAAUUGACAGUUUACUAUAUUCUCAUCACUUGUCUGUAUGAUAUUGUAUAGAUAUAGUAAGGAGAAAUUCUGUCUUGGUCACUCAUGGGAGUUAAAUGGUUAAAUCAACCCUCUUAUAGAGAAAGCCUGAGGCCCCACUGACUAUGUAAAAACCAUGGUUUGGGUUAGAACUUGUGUAAAUAACUGGCCCUAUUGGUUUAUAAUGAUGGAAAAGAAAGAAUCGCAAUUAUUAAGGAUAAUGUUAUUUAAGAAAUUUAAAGCCCCUUCCUUUCAGUAUGUUUGUAGGCUGCAUUGAGUUAAAGUCAGUUUGGGACAUUGAUUGAUUUCUUCUCAGAUUUCUGAUGCAACCACACUGAGCUGGUCCACAAGGAUCAAAGGAUUUAUCAUAUGUUUUAUUAUUGGUGUGUCUUUCUCCUUUCUGGUAAGUUUUGAAUUUGCUGAAUGUUAGAUUCAAAAUAUUAUCAAUAUACAGCUCUUGUGGUGGAAGAAGAUCAAGCUAUCUCUGAGUUCUGGCCUUGUGUUGGAUUCAUGAGCUGAGCUUAACAUUUAACUCACCAGAUUAUGAUGAUCAAGUGCUCACAUCUAAAGAAAGGGUUUUAUCAAGCACAGCACCCCCUACUGUAUGAUUUAAAAAUGGUGUCAACCUACCUCUAAUAAAAUAAAAUAAAAGGAAGGAUGGUCUUACCAUGUUUACAAAUUAUUUUUCACAUCUUCUUCAGAAAUUGUAAAGAAUAUCCUGGCUGUUUUAACCCUUCAACUUCCAAGAUCUGAUCUUAAUUCUCCCCUCUAGCUGUAAGACAUUUCCUGGUGAAGUAGUAACGAGAAUAUGGUGUUAGAUCAAGAUAACAACUUUUUCCCAAAAAGUUUGAGUAUUCUCAUUUCCUUUUUGUUGAAUAAUUUAUGGAUAUUAUAGGGAGAAGUUACAUGUUUAAUAAAUUCUUGGAGUCUAAGGGUUAACUUCAAUAGAAUAUGUUUUUUUCCAGGGAAUGAUUUUGUUAUGGAGAGAUGUAAAAUUAUUUGCUGUGUUCUACUCACUGGGUAAUGUAACAGCUCUUGCAAGGUUAGUAACACACAAUUUGGUCAAGUCCAGCCACAGUUUGAUAUUUCACUAAUUGAAUUGCAGUGUAGAUAAAAUCAAUGCUUGAAUUGAUUAAAAUAUAGUAUAAAAGAUAAUAUUUGAUAUCUUAGUUUCCUUUCCUUUGGUAGUAAUUGAGCUAUAUAAGGCUAUACUCUCACUUAGGUGCUAAAUUUUCCUAUAUUCUGUGUGGAAAUACAGCAAGAUUGUUAUACUACUGAUGUUGCCUUCCUUUGCAGUACAUGCUUUCUUAUGGGUCCUAUGAAACAGCUACGAAAUAUGUUUAAAGAAAAGCGUCUGAUUGCUACCAUUGUAAUGCUGGUAAGAUGUACACAUCCUCCACUUACUUUGAGUUAUUGUUAUAUUAUGUACAGACUACUUUGACCUGAUAUCCUGAUAUCUUUUAAUUUCAUUCAUACUGAGAUUUACACGCUGAAGUACGAUUGUUUGUGUCUCUUGGAUGGACAAUGUAUUUUCGUGGUCAUCGGCUUCCAAUCUUUGAAUUUGUCAGUCAGUUUUAAGAAUAAAUUUAGUGUUGUAUCAUUCCAUACUAUAUGAAAAGUUUGGCAUAAUUAUAAUGGUAAGGGUGAUAGGGAAAAAGAACAUUGUUGGUUAAAGUGACUGAUGUUUCAAAAACCAGCGCAGAAGUCAUUCCAGGAAUCAAGUGAAGAUACAUUUAUUGAGCAAAUGUCACCUAUUCCAUUUGUGAAAACUUAUUUAUUAGUUUUUUUGUUGGGUCUUUGGUUACAAGUUAUAGAGAAAAAGUGCAUAUCAGGUGUGAUUGGUCAUUUAACAUUCUUUGUUAAAGUUAGAUUUAACUGUUUGUUUCUGGUUUCCUGUUCUGAAUGCUGGUUUAUAACUUAGAUCAGACUCCUCUCAAUGAUUAGUCUGGCACACUACAUAUGAUUCAUUCACAACAUUAAAUGAUUAACAUAUUGUGGAUAGUUUGCUUGAAAAGAAUGACACAAUGACAAAUAAUUAUUGAGGCUUUGGCAAAUAAGACAGUGAUUCCCAUGUUUAACUUUGUGACAUUGUUAAUUAACUGUUAAUUUGAUUCAUUUUUUAUCUAGACCUGUCUGAUUCUUACUUUGUGUGCAGCACUCUGGGUAAGAUUUCACUUGGUUUCUAAGAUGUACAUGAAUUACAAAGACUUUAUUAAUUAACUGAUUUGACACUACUUAUUGAGUUUUAGAAGGCUGCCAGACCAUUAAAUUUGUAGUACGAUGAGUAUUGAGGUAUUUUUGAAUGUUACAAUCUCAAGUACAUUGGUUCUUACCUCAACUGCUUCCUCAGUCCCUCUCAAUGUCAUUCUGCAAGAUGGCAUAAAAACAUUGGCAAUUAACAACAUUGGAUGGGGAGACCUGAUAAAAGACCAUCAUUGACACUUUUUGGUGAAGUGUUCCAACUAAUUUUGUCUGGGAGUGUAGUCUUGUUUUGAUGUGAUAUAUAGUUUAUAGGGAGAUGCUGUAGCCUAAUGGUCAGUGCACAGGACUCUGGGUAGAGAGGUCUAGGUGCAAGACCUGGCUGGGUCAGUAUGACAUGUUCUUGGGGAAGACACUUAAUUCUCACAAUGCCUUUCUCCACCCAGGAAUAUAAAUGGGCAUUGGCAAACUGUUGGGGAUGCCUAAUGAAAUGCUGAAGGGUAAACUUGCGAUGGAGGGGGGAGUUUCAAUACUCCUAGUCACUUCAUGUUACUUGGAAACCUGGAUUAGCUCCAACCGGGUUGUGCAAUAGGCUCAAGUACAGACUUAACCUUUAUAGUUUAUAGCAUUGUGCAAGGGUAGGGCUCACCACAAAACUUUCACAGCAACCUUUUGUACCCCCUGUGAAAGCUUUUAGUUGGAUGAAGUUAUAACACUAAUAAUUUUACCUCUUAACUGAGUUACUGACUGCAGGAUCAUAACAUAUUGUUGUUGAACUUAUUCUAUAUUUUAGUGGAAAAACAAGGGACUGGCCUUGGUUUUCUGUAUUCUUCAGUAUUUAGCCAUGACAUGGUAUGUAAAUUUUGAAUAGCUGCUUUUAUCAAAAAUAAUUUCUCAUGCUAUUUGAAUAUAUACAUAAUUAUCAUAAUUGUGUUUUUGCAGGUACUGCCUAUCCUACAUUCCAUUUGCAAGGUGAGAAUUCAACUCUUCCAAGUCUUGUGUUCAUGGUCAUUAGAACAGUGAUUUUAUUGUUUUAGGGUAGUGUAGUCCUUAGUGAUUGAACUAAUGGUUGUUUCCACAAUGAACCCAGAAAUAUCUGCAUUUGUGUUAGACAAGUACACAUUAAAAAUUAUCAAAUGAAAGGUUGCAUGGGAUGAAGCUCUCAGAGACUUUUGGUGUAGCAUCUGCUUCUCCCUCUGUCUCAGAAGGGAAUACAUGACAAUUUGCAAGAGAAUCUAGCAAUCUAUCAAAAGUUGCAUACGGAUUUUAACUAAGUAAGCCUUCAAAUAAUGCAAAACAGUUUGAAUGCUGAAAGUUAGAUGGAGAGGUCUGUGUUAAAUACCAGGCUGGAGGUCAUCACAAUUCUCAGGCCACUCUUCACCCAGGGAGUUUCAAUUGGCAUCACCAAACUUUUGGGGUACAUUGUCGAUUGGCAGGAGGCCAAUAAUUGAUGAUUGGCACAUUCCUUUUUGCUUUGUGGAAAUUGGGAUACCCUCUGCCAGUUAUGAGCUGCUAGUCUUGUAGAACUUAACACUAUUUCUUUCUGUCUUUUUGCAUCUUGUUUUCUUUCUUUUAGAGAUGCAGUGAAGAAAUGUGUCACAAGUUGUAUGGCUUAAUAUAUAUAUUUUUUUGCCAAUGGAGACAUCAACCAACAUGUUCAAAAUGUGUACUUACCAUUAAAAAUUAUCUUAAUGAUCAUUGAUGUGAUGUUAAUAAUUCCAUCCUAAAUGUUGAAUGAGCAUUUUGAAUGUCACCUAAAUAACAAAGGGUCCAAACAGACCAAAAUAGAACAAGGAUUAUUUGAAAAGGUUAAAUUAGUUUGCAAAUGUUGAACAUUACAAAGUUAGGUUAAAUUUCACAAGUUGGAUUAAUUGUAAUGUAGCUCCUCUAAAGAGUUUGCAAACAGCACUUUAGCUUGUGAGCAGGUUGUCUUUGGCAGUUCACCUUGAAUAGCAAAGGCUGCAAGACAAGACUCUUGUAGGCAUUAAUGUACAUGCCUUGCUGUUUGUGCCUCAGUUUUUAUGAGAGCAUGCUUAUAGGAUACAAUUACCAAUUAAUUACAGUAACUGAAAAUCACAAGCAUUGUUUAAAGAGGAAGGUGGCAAAUGCGACAUCAACCUCUUAAUCUUUUUUGUCAGAGCAAGUUGUAAUGUUCAAUGUAAAUAAAGCAAUUUGUUUAAUGAUAUUUUACAGGAUGAUGGUGUUUGGAUAGAAUGGUCAGCAAAGUGUGGG
Messenger RNA from Pocillopora meandrina, 6773 nucleotides. The record is from the annotation of a GenBank genome assembly. Lineage: Eukaryota; Metazoa; Cnidaria; Anthozoa; Scleractinia; Pocilloporidae.